Meleagris gallopavo (turkey) is the source of this 4668-nucleotide messenger RNA. The record is from RefSeq and is a predicted model, not a curated record. NCBI's taxonomy places the organism in Eukaryota, Metazoa, Chordata, Aves, Galliformes, Phasianidae.
GGUACUGUAAGGGAAAUGAGUAACUGCAGCAAAGCAGUCAGCACAGGGCUCCAACCUGCAGUGCAGGCUCGUGCUCAGGAUGCCAUCUCUGCUGGAGUCUCCUACUGCUGUGUCUUAGAUUUGGUAAUUUAUGGAAUUGACUUUAAGAUCAGAACCAUAGAGUUAGAUGGGAAGAAAAUCAAACUGCAGAUAUGGGAUACAGCAGGCCAGGAGAGGUUCCGCACAAUCACAACAGCUUACUACAGAGGAGCCAUGGGAAUUAUGCUGGUGUAUGACAUAACAAAUGAAAAGUCUUUUGACAACAUAAAAAACUGGAUAAGAAACAUUGAAGAGCAUGCCUCUUCAGAUGUAGAGCGAAUGAUCCUGGGUAACAAAUGUGACAUGAAUGAGAAGAGACAAGUCUCCAAAGAAAAGGGGGAAAAGUUAGCAAUUGAUUAUGGAAUCAAAUUUUUGGAGACAAGUGCAAAAUCCAGCAUAAAUGUGGAAGAGGCUUUUUUCACACUUGCACGGGACAUCAUGACAAAGCUCAACAGAAAAAUGAAUGACAGCAGUUCAUCGGGGGCAGGUGGGCCGGUAAAAAUAACAGAAAAUCGAUCUAAGAAGAGCAGCUUCUUUCGAUGCACGCUACUUUGAUGAACUUUUAACAAUAGACUGCAGCACACUUAGAACCUUUUCUGCUUCUUUGAAAGCACAGGGUCACAAAGCCUCAGAAAUAAUACCACCAAGCUGCUGCUGAGAGCUCCAUUGAACGUAGACUGCAAUACACAAAAUAUCAAGUGGAUUUUGCUCACUAAGCCUAUUGUUCUGUCAGGCUCCUCUUUCUCAAAUGUGGAAGCUAUGAAGUGGAGACACAAAUGCAAGAGUUAACUUGUUUUCCUUUUUUACUUUCUGUUUUAUUGCCUGUUGCAAAAGCUGCUAUGUUUCUUUUAACUUUGCACAUCCAUAUUAGCCUCUUACUGCCUGUUACAGCACAAUCUUACAUUUGUAUUUGCACAGUUUCACUUGUAAGUAAGAUUCUUAACAGAUUUGUGCAGAUUUUUUUCUUUCAUUUUUAAACAAAUUUAUUUUAAAGCAGAACAGCCGGAGGACAGAUUAAGUCACUUCCAUUAUUUUCUUUGCUGUGUACUUACAGCCAUGACUGCAUUGUGGGUGUUAACACUCUAGUGAUGAGAAUUACUCUAACAAUUGACAUUUAACAACUUGUAUGAGUUCUGUCUCAUAGAUGCACAAAUCUGUUCAUGCAGAAGCAAUGGCUUUUAUUCUGAAUGUAGUAUGUUGCUUUUCUUUCUUUACCAGAUAUAGAAAAGUUGUGUUCUGAAUUGCCAGUCACUGUCUGAUUUCACAGAUGCACCUUUCGGUAAUUUUAAUAAACGCUGUGUCUUUCCUCACUUAACUUCCAUUUGUUAGCUCAAACUGUCUGCACCUUUUCUUUGUUUUUAUGAGGAAGUACACUCCGGAGUUGAGAUCAUCACAAAUUGGCCUCAUUGCUAUCACUUAAGUGGCUUAUGGAAUCUGAACGCAUGAGUUUUGAGUAACCACUUUGUGGAUUCACUUGCUCAGAAUGACUGCUCUAACGGUGACUUUGAUUUCUAUUUUAAUGAUAAAGAUGGUCUGUUAAUGUCUGUGAGCAUCAGCCCUUGUCAGAAAGGUGUCCAAAAGUCAGCUUCCUGUGUGGUUGCUGAAGUUCAUCAAGCUCUGGCACUACAUAAAGGGUCACACUCGGGCUGGAACGUAAUAUUGGUUAUGCAGUUGAUGAUGAAUGUAUGAAGCCCUCAUUGGUCUGCUCAAGCAGUACAACUUUUUUUUUUUUUUCAUUAAAAACUGGUACAGUGACCUAGACUGUUAGAAGCAGAGUUGAAACUUAGUUGCCUUUUUUACUCAACUGAGCAUUGUAUAACAUAGUCUUUGUUCCUACUACUUUUUUUAUUGUCUACUAAAAUUUUUCCUCGAUGAGCAAGUAAAAUAGGUGCUCUAGUUCUGUUGAUGUGCCAAACUUGGACCAUUGUAAGCUUUAACUACAAGUUUGUGUCCAGCAUGUUUGUUAUUAGGGGAUAGGUGGAUUCUGUCAUUGUCAGAGUAAUGUCUCUGACUUGCUUGCUUUUGCUUCACAAUGUUGUCAAGUUGCAAACAGUGAAUUGGUUGUUACUGCAGAUAACUGCUUCAUUCGCGGUGUCCGGUACUGAAUUUGUCAUCUUGGAUCUGUUGUAAAUACUUUGAAAGUGAACAGACCAAUAGCAUUAGAUAUAAAAGGACCUUUGAUUUGAAAAGAUCUAACAGUAGUAGCUGGUCCUAUAAAGAUUAAAGUGUUAUGAACCUUGUCCCCACUUGUAGCUUAGUAGAAAUAGUUACUGUAAUUAGAUGGUGAAUCUCAUAACCUUCUGUUGCUGCACUUAAAGAAAAAUUGUAGUGGCAACAAAGGUUUAGUGGAAAGUCAGAGCAUCCCUAACUGCUCGGUUGUCUACCCUUGAUGUUUUUCUUGGACAGGCUAAAGCAGUUAUGUUUUCUGUAUGUUUUUUCUUUUUCUUCUUUAGGGGAAAAAAAAAAGUGCUUCUGUACAGAAAGUGUUGUGACACCAAUUAUGAAUGUUGUUUAUUUUCAGUAAUUUACCUCCGACUUACUUGGUGUCGUAAUACUUUGAUUUUUAUCUCAGGGGUUGUCUGCAAACCAAAACUGACAUGUUCUGUGUUUGGCACCGUUUACAGAAUGCUUUGUGUCGUUUUUCCUGUCUUCGCUGUGUGGUUAAGUGUACAUUCAAUAGUAGUCUCCAUGAACUUCCCUUUGAAAGAGCCUGUAAGUAGGAGAGUCUAUGAAGUGCUUCUUGAAGCAGCAGUGAAUUGGGGUAUCUGCUCUGUAUUUGGGGGGGCGGGGGGAAACUUGCUAUUUUCUUACAUUUAGCUGUGCUAAACUGUACAUAAAUGUGAGGUAAGACCAUAGGAAAUUCACUUUAUGCAUGAUAAAAUGAUGCAGUAAAUAUUUCACUUUGCUUAAUGUUCAUGUAAAGUUCAUCUUUUUCUAUUUGUAGAAGAAUUUAGUGCAAUUUUGUUGUCCCCUGCUGAAACUGAAGAAUUCUAAUUUCAUGUGGUCUUAUGGAUAAGGUAAAAUGCAGAUUUCUCUCUGUUUUGCCCCCACCCCUGUUCUCCAGCAGUAUUAAGUGGCUGAGUGGCUGCACUUUGUCAGUGUGCUAACUUCUCGUCAGUAUAGACCUUUCUGUCUACAGUCUGCCUUGUCAGACAUAGGAAACCGUGCUGUAUCUUAGCGUGCAAAUCAGCUGUAUGUUUUACUGGGAAUUUUUUAGCUAUGUUUUGCUUUAGGCAAGUGGGUGAUGAUAAAUGACAUGUUCUGCCUAGGCAUCAGAUGCUGGGUACUACAGGCUUUUCUAAUACCAGUAUGAUUGUUCUGUGCAGUCUCCGUUGCUACUUUGCUCAAAUCUAUAUAACCUAAAUUUUGAAGGACUCAACUAUACCUCAGCCAACUAGUUAGUAUUCUCAUGUUCAUUAGUAUGAAAGUCAUAGAAUUAUUCAUUAAGCAGCAAAUGUAUUUCUGUUUUGCUCCAGAAGUUGCCAUUAAGCUUUUAGGAGAAGGAGAUGUUUCUGGUGGAUUUUAAUGGAAUAAAACCACUGUUUAUGCUGUUGAGGUUUUUUGAAAUAUUUCUCUGCCCUGUGUCUGUGUACUACAUCUUGACCAAUAUUUUUCUAAAUGGUUUAAAAAGAAAUGUGGUCUCAGUGCAUUGCAGUUCUAGCUUGCAGUCUGUGCUCAGCAAAACAGGCACAAGUUGUUUUUGUUGAGUAUAUCUAGAAUAUUUUAUUUACUUAAUGUCUUACUGGAAGUUGUAUUAUUAUUAUUAAAGCUUAAACCACUCGAAACAUAGCUAACUUUUCUAUUUGGGGGACAGACUUAAAGAUACUGGUUGAAUUUUCAGACCUGUAGGUGUGGUUUUUCUUUUUUGUUUUCUUUUGUGCCCUUUUUUACGUAAACUAUUUCCAUUGUAAGUGCAUUCCCCUUUCCAGUCUGCUGAAGUCAUUUAAAAGGCAUAGUCAUUUUCACAAGUGAAGAAAGAAUUCUUGAAUAUACAUAUUGCAUUAAAAUAUUGUGAAUGGAUACUGAUUGAAGUACAUGAAUUAUAUGUAAAAAUGCAUAAAUGUUAUUUGUGGAAAUGCCCUGUCAUUUUGCUAUCUGUUAAUGUAACUGAAAUUUUGCAACGUUAAACUUGUUAAGAAUUGGUCUGUAGGUGAUGAUAAAUAGGUCUUUUUCUUCUCCAUUCACUGAACUGCUUAUAAAUUCUUAUAAAUAAAACUUGUAUUUCUCUCUUCCACAAAAGCAGGAUUUCCACUGAUUUUUCUUGUUUCUGAUGAAUUUAAGUAUUCUAGUGCAUUCCUAUGGCCUUACAGAUGUUUUUGCAAAUAAAACUUCAAUUACAGUUAUUUUAAUGCAAUGUAGCUACUAAAUUCAGACUAGAGAGUAUAGUCCUUGAGAAAUUGCUUAAUUUUGAAAUAGAAGUGUUUUACUGUGUGUGUUUAAGCACAUUUUUAUCUCUGAUCAAAGGUGUAAUGUGAAGAGCUCCUGCAGAUAAAGUGAUAUUGUCAUGUGAUUAACCUGUAAGCCUAAUCAUUGUGUACUGAUGUGUAUAGACAAAAAAAAAAAUCCCCUCCCAAAAAAAACACUUUAAAU